AAACGGUGGGGCAUAAAGAGGAAGUCUGGUGGAUCCAAGCUGAGGAUAUUUUUGCAAUUGAGCUUAAAAUGAAAUUGCAUGUUAAAGGAAUAUCAGCUUUGAAUCAGUGAGCACCGGCAGUCAGUACAACCCCUUUUAUUUUUUUCUUUAGUUAUAACACAUUUGACUCUAUUGACUAGUUCACGGUUCCUUUGUGUAGGAAGAAGCUGCUUUAAACAGUGGACACAAAACGCUGGAGUAACUCAGCGGGACAGACAACAUCUCUGGAGAGAAGGUCUACUUACUACACUUGGUCGAUGUUGUUGUCGGGGUCGUGAAGGGCAGAGCAUCGUCAGACAGGCAGAUCUUCUAGACGAUCUUCAUUCUGCCUUCAUCACCAACACUCCCCACCAUCCUCAGCGAUGCCCUUCGCCAUCUUCCCGCUGUGUUUACUGCCUCUACUGCUGGGACUUUGCAGAGGAGCUCUGGACAUCCAGGUUCCAAUGGACCCAGUGAUUGCCCGCUACGGGGAAGACGUGACACUGAACUGCACGUUCACCAGCGAGGGCAACUUCUCCCUGGGGGAUGUGAGUGUGAUCUGGCAGCUGACAGAGACCAAGACCAUGGUGCACAGCUACUCGCAGCAGUGGGAAGUGCAGAGCGACCAGGCGGACAGCUUUGUCAACCGGACCGCACUGUUCAUGGACCAGCUGGGCAAGGGCAACGCCUCGCUGCUGUUGAGGAAUGUGAAGAUUGAAGAUGAAGGCAGCUUCACCUGCUUUGUCCGUGUCCUAGACUACAACAGUGCCCCCAUCAUGCUCCAACUCGCAGCCUCUUACUCCAAGCCCAACCUGCACCUGGAGCCCAGCAAGAACCUGAAGCCUGGAGAUGAGGUGAGCAUUGCGUGCCAUUCCUCAGGGGGCUACCCGCAGGCAACGGUGCUGUGGUUUGACGGGAAGGGGGGCAACGUGACGGAGAAUGUCAGCACCUCGCAGGUGGCCAACGAGCGGGGCCUGUUUGAGGUGAGCAGCGUGAUGAGAGUCACCCUGGAGCCCAACAGCUCGUACAGCUGCACGGUGAGGAACAAGCUACUGGGAGAGGAGACCCAUGCUGCAGCGACAAUCACAGGGCAGCACCUGAGGUUCCCAGCCGUGGCCUUGUGGCUGACUGUCGGCCUGUCCAUCUGCCUGCUGGCGUUGUUGGCUGCGCUGGGCUACGUGUGCAGGAGGAAGAUUCAGCAGAGCUGCAAGGACGAGGGAGAAGAUGGUGCGGGAGAUACGGAAGCAAGGACAGCAAUGAAACCCUUGGAGUCGACUGAAGAUAAGGAGGCAGAUGAGGAGGUACUUGAAUGACACCGAACGCAAGCUGAACCAAGACAAGAGCCAGACAUCGCCACAAGUGUUUCACCGUUUAACUGCCUUACCCAUGGUGUAACCUUCGAAUACAUCUUAGCGGAUGGACUGACUGAUGAGCCAAACCCAACUGCAUUGAGCUGACUCCUUCAUCCAUUGAUAGACACAAAAGGCUGGAGUAACACAGCAAGUCAGGCAGCAUCUCUGGAGAAAAGCAAUGGGUGACGUUUCGGUUCGUGACAAGUCCGAUCAAGUUUGACUUGAAGCCAAAUUUAUUGGCAGUCUCAGGAGAGACAGCUGGCAACAGAAUAAUAUAUCGUGGAUUCAAACUAUUACUUGUAGCUUAAUAAUUAGGAAUGGGUGACAUUUCGGGUCGAGACCUUCUUCAGACUCAGAGGAGAGGGAGAUAUCUCACAAUCUCUCCACAUCACUGCCCAUUUUCCUCUCCUUGACUCAGUCUGACGAAGGGUCUCGACCCGAAACGUCACACAUUCCUUCUCUCCAGAGAUGCCAUACCAACUGCAUCACAGUAUGGUAUGGCAACUGCUCUGUCUCCGACCGGAAGGCAUUGCAGAGGGUGGUGAAAAUUGCCCAACGCAUCACCGGUUCCUCGCUCCCCUCCAUUGAGUCUGUCCAAAGCAAGCGCAGUCUGCGGAGGGCGCUCAGCAUCGCCAAGGACUGCUCUCACCCCAACCAUGGACUGUUUACCUUCCUACCAUCCGGGAGGCGCUACAGGUCUCUCCGUUGCCGAACCAGCAGGUCGAGGAACAGCUUCUUUCCGGCGGCUGUCACUCUACUCAACAACGUACCUCGGUGACUGCCAAUCACCACCCCUCCCCCCCCCCCCCCGGACACUUAUUAUUAUUUAUUCAAAUCGUUUGCUAUGUCGCUCUUCCAGGGAGAUGCUAAAUGCAUUUCGUUGUCUCUGUACUGUACACUGACAAUGACAAUUAAAAUUGAAUCUGAAUCUGAAUCUGAAUCUGAAUGCUGCCCGUCCCACUGAGUUACUCCAGCUUUUUGUGUCUAUCUUCAGUUUAAGCCAUCAUCUGCAGUUCCUUCCGACACAUCGAGAUCCUUCGCUUGUUUAAACCAAACUGGUGGCUCCAUUAUCCUGAGAUUUGCUGCAAAUGUUCCUGUUUACAAGUGAGCAUGCCGUCUAAAAUUACCAGUGCCGCUAAUUACUCUACAGAUUUAGCCGAACCUUUGAACAUAUUUGUCCACGACGUUCCUAAACAAGAACGACUCUCAUCGGCAAUGUAGAACAUUGUGAAGUCGAUGCUAAUUUCGGGAGCUAUAAUUGUGCGUGUAGAAUAUUUUUUUUUUUUAGCCUUUGUUUUGAUUUAAUUGCUGUUGAAUAUUGUGUUGUUCAUACAGCCAGCUGUUGGCUUUCCCGAAACAUCUGCAUACCCUUGCCAUUCAGAAUUAGUCAUUCCAGUCUUCUGUACUGCCAAUUCUUUAGACAAACUUAUCGUUAUCUUUGAUUCCGACUUUUCUCGUAGUACAGCCGGCCCAGCGGUAGAGUUGCGGCCUCACAGCGCCAGAGACCCGGGUCCCAUCCCGACUACGGGCGCUGUCUGUACGGAGUUUGCACGUUCUCCCCGUCACCUGCGUAAGGGUUUUCUCCCGAGAUCUUCGGUUUCCUCCCACACUCAAAAGACGUACAGGUUUGUAGGUUAAUUGGCUUGGUGUGAAUGUAAAUUGUCCCCAGUGUGUGUAGGAUAGUGUAAUGCCCCCGUCCCACUUAGGAAACCUGAACGGAAACCUCUGGAGACUUUGCGCCCCACCCAAGGUUUCCGUGCGGUUCCCGGAGGUUUUUGUCAGUCUCCCUACCUGCUUCCACUACCUGCAACCACCUGCAACCUCCGGGAACCUCACCUAGACAAUAGGUGCAGGAGUAGGCCAUUUGGCCCUUCGAGCCAGCACCGCCAUUCAAUAUGAUCAUGGCUGAUCAUCCACAAUCAGUAUCCCGUUCCUGCUUUCUCCACACAUCCCUUGAUUCUGUUAACCCUAAGAGCUAAAUCCAACUCUCUCUUGAAAACAUCCAGUGAAUUGGCCUCCACCACCCUCCGAGGCAGAGAAUUCCACAUUCAAUUCCACAACUCUCUGGGUGAAGAGGUUUUUCCUCAUCUCAGUCCCAAAUGGCCUGCCCUUUAUUCUUAAACUAUGACCCCUGGUUCUGGACUCCCCCAACAUGGGGAACAUUUUUUCCUGCAUCUAGACUGUCCAAUCCCUUAAGAAUUUUAUAUGUUUCUAUAAGAUUCCCUCUCAUCCUUUUAAAUUCCAGUGAAUAUAAGCCCAGUUGACCCAUUCUUUAAUCAGUAGGUACAAUACCAGGUGUGGUGGUCUCACCCACCCCUUGUACCUUUGCAACCAGAUGUUUUAAAAAUCAAAAAUAAAAAGUGUGGAUUUUC
Leucoraja erinaceus (little skate) is the source of this 3742-nucleotide messenger RNA. RefSeq names its product CD276 molecule (gene cd276). The coding region runs from base 402 to 1331 and encodes 309 amino acids. NCBI's taxonomy places the organism in Eukaryota, Metazoa, Chordata, Chondrichthyes, Rajiformes, Rajidae. The transcript has 8 exons. The record is from RefSeq and is a predicted model, not a curated record.